ACAAGAAAAUCCUAGAAAACUCAUUGAGAGAAUACCAAUUACAAGAUGAAGAUAGUGAUUGCAGUAGUUUUUACCUUGCUAGCUACAUUGUUCGUCACAAUGGAGCCAGUGCACGCCUUCAAUUGCCAAGAAGCGAAAGUAUCAUGGCUUCCGUGUGUGGGAUACCUCAUUAGUGGUGGAGGCCCUUCAACCACUUGUUGCAAUGCUAUUAAAAGUCUGAAAUCAUCAUUAGGUACAAAAGACGAUCGACUCGCUGCUUGUGAAUGCUUUAAAGAUGCAGUAAGCCUCUUUCCGAACAUAAAUGAAGACCUGCUUGCCUCACUUCCCAAACGAUGUGAUGUUGAGAUAUGCAUUCCCUUAAGCAAGAACAUGAAAUGCAGCAACAUUCCUUUUGGUCAACACAAUGGAGAAAUCCAUGUAAUCAAAGGCAUAUAGACUUUGGUUGCUCUUGUCAGGGAAAAAGUAAUGUAGCCUAUUAUAUGUGGGCAUGUUUAUGAAAUAAAAGUUUGUUUUAUAGAC
Molecule: messenger RNA, 519 nt
Organism: Lotus japonicus
Lineage: Eukaryota; Viridiplantae; Streptophyta; Magnoliopsida; Fabales; Fabaceae
Product: non-specific lipid-transfer protein 1-like
Exons: 2
Coding region: 46-435 (129 amino acids)
Biological process (GO): lipid transport
Cellular component (GO): membrane
Molecular function (GO): lipid binding
Source: RefSeq, a predicted model, not a curated record